Guillardia theta CCMP2712 is the source of this 2025-nucleotide messenger RNA. RefSeq lists its product as hypothetical. The transcript has a single exon. The coding region runs from base 1 to 2025 and encodes 674 amino acids. The record is from RefSeq and is a predicted model, not a curated record. Lineage: Eukaryota; Cryptophyceae; Pyrenomonadales; Geminigeraceae.
AUGUCGGGCGAGCAUGAACUUGUUGAUUUUCUGCACGGAUUUCGCUAUCCAUUUCAGUCAAAGAGGCUGUCAACUAUCGAAAGUCUUCACAGAUGCUGGUCUAAAAGAUGUCUGGCUAUGCGGAAGUACUUUCGCAAACUUGUGGAGCAGAGAGUAAGCUUGGACACAAAAUUGAUAUAUUACAUAGAAAACAUGCAUCGUGGGCCGGAUGCAAGUGUUUUCUUCUGUGCGCGGCCUAUGCAAGCGGCGCUUAGCAGAAAAGGAUUUCUCCUAAUCCUGCUUGCCAUCUCAAGUAUGUAUCUUUCGUUGACGACAGUUUGGACAAGAAAGUAUUUCAACAAUGGUUACACCACAUAUCGCCAUUUCAAGUUUGCAGUACUGAGAGAGAGAGAGAACAAGUCAGUCGGGAGCCCGAACGUCAAACACUUUGGAAUGAUGAGAGAUGGAGGAGAUGUAGUCCAUGACUUGAGACAGCCCGGCUUGAUCGGUCAGUAUCAGGUUCACAAGAACGGUACCAUCAACCUCGACUACGAAUUCCCAGUGCAGAGCAACGGCUUCUAUUUCAUAACAUCUGACAACAUGACAGAACGCGAUCCCACAUCCUUCACUGUCUCUGGAUCUCACGACAGACAAGAAUGGACGAUCAUCGGGGCUUCGCAAUACCAGGUGGAUCUGCUGGCAGUCAACACUGGCGACCUUGCCAUCUUCAAGUUCGGCCAAGGUGACUACAACACUUCCAUGGCAAGGAACUAUGUGGAAAGCUUCGAUCUCAGCGCUCCGAGUGUAGAGAUGCUUCUCAUCCUUCUCAUGGCGUUGAUGAGGACUCUGUCACUCGGUGUACCUGCUGUGCUGGGCUUGUUGAGGCGAGAGCACAUUGGCAAGAUUUGGAUGCAAUAUGGUAUCUUGAUUAUUGUGGUUACUCUCUGUCUCAUUGCCUACAUGGAUCGUGAUAAUCGGACGAGUACGCUUCUGCUCGCCUUCUCUUCGUUCAGCGUGUUCGUUAUCAUCUUCUUCUUCGAGAAUGAGAUGUACUACUGGACGGCUUCGCUCCUCACCUUCUUCGGGUGGCUGGUGCUGGGGCUCCUGAUGUCUUACCCCAAUUUUGUGAAAGUCGGUUUGAUAGUCUCGCUUGCAAGCUUGUUCAUCCUCCUCUACAGAUUUCACGUGACCUACACCAGCCUGAACCUCGUGAUGCAAGACAAGGCUCGUUACGAUGCCGGUUGGAAGAUCGUGUUGGAGUACCUUGGGCAGGACGAGCAGCUCGACUCGCUGCGGGAAAUGUCCAAGGAGAUCAGCAAGAGCUGCCAGAACAAGAGUGCGCGGCAGGAGGACUCGAUAAAGCGGGUUCGGACGUCGGUGUCCUACACCUCAGUAGAGUCGGAGAUCGAAGUCCCUGUCGCCCCUCCUGUUUGGAGGAAGCAAGCAUGGCACUCCUCGCUAUUUGGCAAUGCCGUGCUGUCUCUCGACCGGCUGUUUGCGCAGGCAGCAAGCAUGCAGUACAUCCUCCUUGCCAAGGUUCAGCGAUGGGCGAUGCUGUCACGAGGAUACGUCUCGUUGGCUGGGAACUCGGAAAAGGACACCUUCGUGCUGUGGGAGGAGGCUUGCAAGUACCAGGAUAUGCUAUCGUCUGUCAAGUGGGCGGACACAAAGAGCGAGACUCGAGCGAUCGAGAAGGCAGUGCGAUGUUACGGCGGCGACGUCUCGCGGCUUCGUGACAUCUGCCGGCAGACUCUGGUCUUCGACGACAUCGCAAGCGUGUGCAAGUGUCUUGACAUCAUCAAGAACGACGUCGACACGGAGAUCGUGAGGAUCACGGACAAGAUGUCAGGGACAGAUAGCUUCUCCGACUACUUCGGCAGGAGAGAUGUCACGGUCAACGUCCGGCUGCGCACCAAGGAGGCGGUCCUGCUGGGCGUACAAGGCCACAUCUCCGAAGUCCGCCUCACCCUCAUGUCCAUGGCGGCGCUGGAGAACACGCAGUCGCACAUGCGGUACAUCAAAGUUCGCAACCUCAUCGGACGCUGA